GAUGCAAUUGUAUUGAUAUCACUGAAUGCCUCGAAAGAGCAUUUGAGUGGAUCUCUGGCUAAAUAUGCCGAACCUCUGGAGGCCUACAAACAGGCGAACCAUUCAUUUGAUAAGGAGGGAGGGGUUAUACCUCUGAUCAACAAUGCAGCCAAACGUCUGGUGUAUUCGCCGGUGGGAGCCGUCAAUCGAGACUACGAUGACGUCCGCCGAUUCAGUGAAGCCGCCUUCAAAGGCAUCAAAAGUGCUUUGAGUGCCGGCGCGAAGAACCCAUUGGUUGUCUUACCGACUGGUAAUGGCCUACAGAACUACAGCCUUUUCGAUGCGGCCACCAUUCUGGGCGCUUAUUAUGCUCUUUAUGUGCCUUUGGAGAUAAGAGAAGCGAUUCCUUCGAAGUCCAAGAAAUUGGAUUCAAUUAAUUUCACAAAUUUUGCGUCCACUGAAAGAACUCAAUCGACAUAUCGUUUGGCGAAUGCCAUCGAAAGCGGAAGAUCUGUGGCUCGAGAUAUCGGCGGAUCAGAUCCGGAGAGAAUGGCCGCACCCAAUGUCGCCGUUUAUGUGCAACAGUUGUUUCAAAACUCUGCGGUCAAAGUGAAUGUCAUCAGUGAUAUUAAACUACUCGAGAAAGACUACCCGUGUUUUGGUGCUGUCAAUCGGGCGUCUGUUGACAGACAUCAGGCGAGGGCUAUAUUCCUAAGUUACGAACCGACCGAAAAAGCUACUAAAACCUUGAUAUUUGUUGGAAAGGGAGUCACUUACGACACCGGAGGGGCUGACAUCAAAGCCGGU
Molecule: messenger RNA, 786 nt
Organism: Oppiella nova
Lineage: Eukaryota; Metazoa; Arthropoda; Arachnida; Sarcoptiformes; Oppiidae
Source: the annotation of a GenBank genome assembly